Tachysurus vachellii is the source of this 2306-nucleotide messenger RNA. Its product is annotated as acyl-coenzyme A diphosphatase FITM2-like. The record is from RefSeq and is a predicted model, not a curated record. The transcript is spliced from 2 exons. NCBI's taxonomy places the organism in Eukaryota, Metazoa, Chordata, Actinopteri, Siluriformes, Bagridae. Gene Ontology annotation, cellular component: endoplasmic reticulum membrane. Bases 63 to 824 code for a protein of 253 amino acids. Gene Ontology annotation, biological process: lipid storage; phospholipid biosynthetic process; lipid droplet organization.
GUUAAUGAUCUUUCUUGUCAUUGAUCUUGAAGCUGGUUGUAAUUGUUUGCUCUUGAAGUAAAAUGUCUGCAUUAAGCGUCGUCAUGAAUAAAUCGCUUCCUUUGUUGACUUAUAACCGCAGGUACUUGGCGUUGUUUUUCUUUGCUGUUUGUUGUGCAGGAUCUUUAUUAAAGGACCUGGAUGUUGUUCCUAAGUCGCACUUCAGCAGCAGAACAAACCCGUUAAACGUCUAUUUUGUGAAAGUCUCUUGGGGAUGGAACCUGGUCCUGUUGAUACCGUUUAUAUUUCUGUCCAACUCCUACAACAGAAACCUCAUGUUCGUGUCCAAACGCCUCGCAUCUCUUGUGGUAGCCACAGCCUAUUGGUACAUCUGCACUGAGAUUUUUUUUUACAUUGAAAAUGUCUCAGGUAAAUGCUACGAGUCACCCGACAUGGAAAAGAUCCAAGAGGGUUUCAGCACAAAGACAGAAUGCAAAAAUGCUGGCAACUAUUGGGAAGGUUUUGACAUUUCCGGCCAUUCCUUCAUUUUAUCUUAUUCAACACUUCUAAUCAUGGAAGAAAUGGUUCCAAUGCUUCACCUUGUGAAACACUGCACAACCAGACCCAUAAUCCUUGAUGCCCUGUACCUCGCCCUUAGUGCUAUUUCACUUAUCUGGGUGUGGAUGUUUGCCUGCACUUCAGUGUAUUUCCAUAACAUGACCCAGAAGCUUCUGGGCACUGGGAUAGGUGUGUUUGGUUGGUGUGUGACCUAUAAGUGCUGGUACGUGAAACCUUUUUCACCUGGACUUCCUCCUACCCUGAGUGACCCUAAACAACAUGACUAGACUGAAGUCUUGAAAUAAUCACAGUGGAACAAACUGACAUGCAAAUCUAAGACACCAACCUUUUGACCAGGGUUAUAAGCAGGUACACUACAUGUGUUCGUGUCUGUCCUUUUUAAAGGUCGGUUGUGACCAAGGGAUUUGUACUCAUGCAAAUGGUUAGCAGCUGAUGUUUCCAAAACUGACUGUAAUCGGAGAGUGUAAAGCUUAUUGUUGCUAUUUGAUAAAAGUGGCUUCAGAUUGAGAAUUUAUGAAAUGUUCUCAGUGUGUGUCCCAAUUUAAGUGUGUCCCAAUGCUACGCUGGCUAUUGUUUUCUUAUUGGUCCAUCAGCCAUUCAAAAAAAUCUCCUUAACACUAGAACAGUUUCAGUUCGAGCAGAAUUUGUUGAUUAUAAUGAUGCUUAUGUUGUGUAGUAUCCUGUUGCUGUAUGUGUUACCCAUAAUGCACUGGGAGCAAAGAGUUUUAAAGGAAAAAAGUGUCAAUUUGGCUAGGUUUUAUAUAUAGCAUUGCUAGAGGUUAUAUUUGUUUAUCUCCAAGUACCUUUGAAUUCUUGAUUUUGAUUGGUCAGAAGAAGUUCAUUACAGCUUUAUGUCAAUGUGCAAGUUCUAACAGGUUAUCAUUCUUAUAGCAACAGCUUAUAUAAACAUAACAUAACAAACGCCUGUGUCUCAGAUCUCCCGUGUCAGUGAUUUUUGUUUUAAGGGGUAAAGUUGGAAUGUUAUUUUCCAAAAAAAAAUGUGAGAAUGAUUCAUUGGGUAACGUAAUUUUUUUUUUUUGGUCUUAUAAAUUGAGUUAAGGAGAAUGUUUACUUAAAACUAUAAAAAGUAUUAAAAUGAACCACAUUUGGUCAAUUGCUGAUGUAAGAACAAAUAAAAGACUUUUGGGACUUGCUGUUAACUUCAACCUUGCACUGUAUAUAACCUCUAUAUGUUAGGGUUUAAACUGUUCUAAAUGUCCUUCAGUGGCUCUGUGUCAGGUUGAGCCGAGCCCAUUUAUUGUUUUAUGUAGAACGCUAUUGUGUAGGCUAUUAUUUGUUAAUUAUCCUAAUAACUACAUACAGAACCAGUCACUCAGUCAAUCGUUAGUGUUCCUCAUUACAAGAUUUCUAUCAAACACUAGCUUUUGGGAUACACUGUAAAUAUAAUCUCAUUGUUAUUUUGUUAUAACUUAACGUCAUAUACAAGCGUUUGCCCUUAUAAUUAUUUAUCCUGCGCGGUUAGUUUUUCUUUUUGGCUGAAUAUUAUUUGUGUCAUACGUUAGAGAUGUUUGCAAAUGUCACACCUCAUAAAAUUACCUCUGAGUGUAAUGCAGGUUUUCCUGUAGCAUGUUUGAAACAUUAGCUAAAAACCUACAUGUAAAUGUCAUAUAUUAUGACACUUUAUUGCUGCAUUUGGGACUAAAAGUAUUGAAUGCUCUGCCUUUAAGAUAUUUGUAUGUAACCUAAGUGGCUUGUCUUGACUGAUUAACCCCUUAAAGUCCCAGUUA